Molecule: messenger RNA, 8227 nt
Organism: Candoia aspera
Lineage: Eukaryota; Metazoa; Chordata; Lepidosauria; Squamata; Candoiidae
Gene: AR
Product: androgen receptor
Exons: 8
Coding region: 746-3112 (788 amino acids)
Biological process (GO): male gonad development; androgen receptor signaling pathway; positive regulation of transcription by RNA polymerase II
Cellular component (GO): chromatin; nucleus
Molecular function (GO): zinc ion binding; steroid binding; nuclear receptor activity
Source: RefSeq, a predicted model, not a curated record
CUCGGCUCUGCUCGGCCCAGCUGAUAGGGCUGCCCGGCGCCCCGCUCGGCUCUGCUCCUCCCGGCCGGCCGGAGCGCGACCUCUCGCUCCCCAGCGCCAGGCGGGGGCAAAAGGAGCGGUCGGCCCAGCCGCCUCCGAAGCGGCCCGUUCGUGCGCCGGAGAAGCUUCGCUUCGCUUCUGUCCGGGUGAGCGGAGCCGAGAAAACGGCCAGCGCUCGCCCUCUUCGCGCGCCCGCCCGCUCAGCUUUAACCUCGGCUCGCCCGGCGCCGGGCCCCUAAAGGAGCGUCGCGUUGCAGCUGGAGCGGCGACGAAGCCGGCCUGCCCGCCUGCUGCCUGUGCGCCUUUACCGCCGAGAAAGUUAAUCGUUGCAACAGGCCCGGCGGAGGCAGCGUGGCACCCGCCGCUUCUCGGCCCCCGCCGCUCCGCCUAGGCAGGCGCUCGCUCUUCUAGGCCGCGCUCUUCGGCACUUCCGGAUCGGUGCCGCGAAACCCGCAAGCCGCCUCUCCGGCCCGCUUGCGCGGCACCUGCUGGACCUCGGCGCCUCGCGUGCGCUCCUACGGCUCUUCGCCCUGGAAGGGAUGGUCCCCCGCUGCGGUCGCCGCCCCUGUCGCCGCCACUUUUGGUAAAAGUGCCCGUCGCCCGCGGCGUCCCCACCGCCGAGAACUCUUCCCCCGCGUGCCGAAGCCGCCCUUUCCAGCGAGGACGCACCGCGCCGGCUGAUCCCGCGCCUCUCCAGCAGCGGGGCAUGGAAGUCCACGUCGGGCUGGGCAGGGUCUACGCCCGGCCGCCGGGAAAAACUUUCCGCGGAGCUUUCCAGAGCCUCUUUCAGAGCGUCCGCGAGGCUUUCCAGAGUCCCGGGCCCAGCGGAGCGCGAGAGGAGGCCGGCCCCAGCGGCCAAGCCGCGGGCUCCCCUUCCUCCGUCCAGUGUCCGCCUGGCGCCCGCCUGCAGCAACCGAGCUCGCGACAGCAGCUGCCGCAGCCGCCCGACUCGCCUUCUUACCUGCCCCUGGAGGAGCCUUCCCCGGGCAGCAAAGGGCUCCAGCCGGCCGACCGCGAGCCCCAUCCGCCGGGCGCCACCUCCUCCUCGGCCGCCGCCUCGUCCUUGGCCUUGCUGGCUCCCUCGUUCCAAAACUGUCCCGGGGACCUGAAAGACCUCUUGGCCGAGAGCAGCCUCUUGCCGCCGCCGGAAGGGGAGCCGCGCGGUGCCGGCGGGGCUGCAAGCGGCGGCGGGGGCGAAGCCGCGGCGGCCAAGGAAGACUACUUGGGCGAGAGCGCCAAGGAGCUGUGCAAAGCCGUCUCUGCCUCCAUGGGCCUGGCGGUGGAAGCGCUCGAAGGGCCCGGCGGUGGCGAGGCGGCGGCGAGCCGCGGCGACUGCAUGUUCGCCCUGCCGGGCGCGAAAGCUCGGCCCGUGGCGAUGGGCGGCUGCAAAAUCGUCGAGGCCGGGCAGGAGGGCGGCGGCGAGGGCGCGCUGGCCAUGGACGUGCCCGGCCACCUGAACCUCUACAAGGGCUCGCCGGAGCUGGACGAGCCGCCGGCGGGCACCUUCCAGAGCCGCGACUAUUACAACUUCCAGCUGGCGCUCGCCUCGCACGGCCGCAUCAAGCUGGAGAGCCCGCUGGAGUACGCGGCGGGCAGCAUCUGGGGCGCGCAGUACCGACGCGCCGGGGAAAUGCCCGCCUUGGCGCCCCACUACGGCGCCCCUCCGGGCCCGGGCUGGCAUCCCUUCUUCGCGGAGGAAGCGCAGGUCUACGGCCCGUGCGCGUCGGCCGAGGGCGCCGCCUCGACUCCCUUCGGUUACGGCAGGGGCCAAGGGCCGGCCGGCCAGGAAGGAGGCGACCUGCCCUCCGAGGUGUGGUACCCCGGAGGCGUGAUGAGCAGGAUGCCCUUCGCUUCGGCCACUGGCUGCAUCAAGACGGAGCUCGGACCUUGGAUGGAGGGCUACGCGAGCGCCUACGGAGACGUGAGACUGGAAUCUGGAAGGGACCAUGUUCUGCCUAUUGACUAUUACUUCCCACCACAAAAGACGUGCUUGAUAUGUGGGGAUGAAGCUUCGGGAUGCCACUAUGGAGCUCUGACCUGUGGGAGCUGCAAAGUCUUUUUCAAAAGGGCAGCUGAAGGUAAACAAAAGUACCUCUGUGCCAGCCGAAAUGACUGCACCAUUGAUAAAUUCCGAAGGAAAAACUGUCCCUCCUGUCGCCUGAGAAAAUGCUACGAAGCAGGGAUGACUCUUGGAGCCCGCAAAUUAAAGAAAUUGGGUAACCUGAAGAUGCAAGAAGAAGGGGAGGCAGCUGGGCCAUCCAGCCCCACUGAGGAGCAAACCACAAAAAUGCCCAUAGCACAUAUUGAUGGCCUGGAAUGUCAGCCCAUCUUCCUCAAUGUCCUGGAAGCCAUUGAGCCUGGUGUGGUUUGUGCAGGGCAUGACAAUAACCAGCCUGACUCCUUUGGCUCUCUUCUGACCAGUUUGAAUGAACUUGGAGAGAGGCACCUGGUACAUGUGGUGAAAUGGGCAAAAGCUUUGCCAGGGUUCCGUAACCUGCAUGUAGAUGACCAGAUGGCCAUCAUUCAGUACUCCUGGAUGGGUCUGAUGAUUUUUGCCAUGGGAUGGAGGUCCUUCACCAAUGUGAAUUCCCGGAUGCUUUACUUUGCUCCAGAUUUGGUCUUCAAUGAGUACCGGAUGCACAAAUCCAGAAUGUAUAGCCAAUGUGUCAGGAUGAGGCAUCUCUCUCAAGAAUUUGGAUGGCUUCAGAUUACUCCUCAAGAAUUUCUCUGUAUGAAGGCUCUGCUCCUCUUCAGUAUUAUUCCAGUGGAUGGCCUGAAGAAUCAGAAGUUCUUUGAUGAACUUCGGAUGAACUAUAUCAAGGAGCUUGACCGUAUCAUUGCUUGCAAAAGGAAGAACCCCACAUCUUGCUCACGACGCUUCUAUCAGCUCACAAAGCUCCUGGACUCUGUGCAGCCUAUCGCCAGAGAACUGCACCAGUUUACAUUUGACCUCUUGGUGAAGUCGCACAUGGUGAGUGUCGACUAUCCUGAAAUGAUGGCCGAGAUCAUCUCAGUGCAGGUCCCCAAGAUCCUUUCUGGGAAAGUGAAGCCCAUCUACUUCCACACCCAGUAACAGCAAGCAGCAGAAGGCCUCCUUUCCUGGGGUCUCCGGACUCCUGCAUUGCAGUGCCUUGGAACACUGUGUCUUCGAGGACGCACAGCAACCCUGAAGAACUCUUCGCUGGGCCCCCUUUGAGGUUUUUGCUCUCUGCCCUUCAAACCGGGAGAUCUGCCAGCGUCAGUGGCUCCUUGUGCAUGUGAACUUCAGUCCUCCUCCUUUCAGCCUUGUGGCAUAGUGCCUGGUGGCCCUGGUUGACAUUCUUGUGCUUGUGCAUUCCCUACCAUUGCUUUGGUGGCCCUGGCCAACCAGGAGAAGCAUCAGUUCCAACAAACAUGUACCACUGCUUUUCUGGUGGUUGUCCCUGCUGCUGUCCAUUUUACUCUUUCCCCUUCUUUCUAACCAAUGGCAAGCAGGUUAUUAAAUGUUGGGAUAAGGGAAGAAUUUCAUAUAGGGGGCUGUGUGUGUGUGUGUGUGUGUGUGUGUAGAUAUAGAUAUAGAUCUAUAGGUUCUUUGUUUUUUACCAGUUCUUGCAUCAUCUUUUUCAGCUGGGCUACUCAUCUCUCUUUGAAAAGGUCUGAAGUAUGUCUGAAAAUAGUAAGUGAGAGACAUAAACCUGGUGCCUCAAAGCAGACAGACAGAAUGUAGUUGAUACAAAUGAUUGUAAGACAAGACAGGAAAACAAGGGGAAGCAUGCUGACACAGCUCUGUGGCAUCUGAUAGACUUUGGUUUCGGACAGGGCUUUAUUUGCACAUGCAGUCAGGCUCAAGAUGCCCCAUCGUUGCUCCAACUAUGCACCGACAGCCACCGUGUUCCACCACUCAGACAUUCAGCUUCAUGAAGGUCUCUCUUAAACAGACCUCAGCAUCUGGGCAUUGCCCUUUUGCAGUGGCUACUGUAGAAGGCCAACCUCUCUACACACUCUGAAGAUGCUUGCAGCAGCAGUUCCCUAACACAAAGUGCCCAAUUCAUGCAGUGGUUCUUGUGCCCAUGAGAAUGGCAUGGAGGAGUAAGAAGGGCUGGAAGUUCUGUAACUUUCCCAAUGCCCAGAAACGAUGGGGACUGUUUUUCAGCUACUACUUCUUCAUCUUUCUUCUUCUGUGGACCAUGAGCCAGAAGUAACACUUGCCCAGUGAAUGUGAACACAUUCCAGUUGUGAGCUUUUUCAUCUUUUCAUGAACUGUCUCUCUUGAGGAUACAAACCUUAGUUCUCAGUAGGAUUCAUUCCUGCCCCUACUCCCACCCUAUUCCCAGUCUCUGUUAGCCUCAUCUUAGCUCUGCCUCUCAUUGCAUGUCAUCCAUUUAACUUUCUAGAGACUUCCUUGGAUUACUUGCCUUUUCACUGUAUAGCAGGGGACUGUCAGAAAUCAUGCAAAUCAGCAAGCCCUCAUGGGAAUAUCCAUCACAUGUCCUAGCUCAUCCCAGGACAAUUUUUUAAAAAUAAUUAACAUUGGUUCCUUGUAACAUUGGUUCCUUUUUCUGCACUGCAAGAAAAACAUAGAUGGAACGCUUUUCCCUUUCUGUAAUUUCUGUUAAACUGUAGGAGAGACUGCAUUUUCCAAGAAGAUAACGGAACCAUCAUCCCAAAAUUAAAGCUCUUUUUUAUGGAAAAAGAAGUCCAUUUUUCUAAUCCAGCUGUACUAUUGUAUCAUUUACCAUGAAAUCCCAUGAGAUGGUACGUAAAGAUUCAAAGAAGCCAUCUUGGUGGGUUAGGUUUUUUCCAGAAAGAAAUACAUAUGGGCAUUUUUGCUGAAGGGGAAUUUCAGAUAAUGUCCUUGGAUACUACAAGUGAAUGUGUGAAAAGUCCAUCGGCUGUAAUGAGAAUGUUAUCUUGAUUUAUUCUCCUGUUAGGUACCUCUUUUUAGCACAAAGUGACAUCUGAAAAUAACAAAGAUGGAAUUAGGAUCAAGCAUUUGGAAAGCUGUAUGGGCAUUGUGAUGCCAUGCUCCGUUCGUCAUCUGCUAUGACUUCAAGAUGUCAUGCUCUGAGUUUAAAGCUUGCCCACCUUGGGUCAUUUUGAUCUGACGCUUAUGUUCAUUAAUAGCCUGGCCACUUUUGUGUCUCUGGUGGAUCCUGCACACCCCAGGCUUCAGCUAAAGCAAAAACCAACGUUACAGGUCUAGCGAUGCAGAGUUAAGAUGACCAAUGUUUGGUUUCAUCUCCUGAGAAACAAGAACAAUGAAACAGCAAUACACUGAAUUAGCUGAUGCUUUUGAGUGAUGCUGUCCAUUGCAUUGCUAAAAUAAAUCUAAUAUUUUGGCUGCUUUUUCGUUUUUGGACUGUUCAGGAACAGUAAUUGGAAGGAACUGUUGAGUCAGAAAUACGUUCCUGUUUCCUGCAUGUGGUUUCCCCCUCUCCCUCUCAUUCCUUACAGCAAUGUUGACAAUGCUAUGAAUGUUUGGGCUUGCCUGAAUCUUGUUCAUGCUACCUCAAGAGAUUUUUUAAAGUCACAAUGAAGCUCUUUUUAAAACGAGAAUCUACAUUUUGGAUGCUUAGUUUGAAAACGUCCUCCUCCCACAUACAGCAAAGCUGAUGAAUUGCCCUCUUAAUUAUCCCUCCCUUUAGACUCAAUAUAGGUUCAUUAUUCAUUUUAGAAGUAUUGUAUCAGGAGCCCCUAUGAAUGAAAGAGUGAGAAUAACACCAUCAAAAGUUGUGCAGAAAUCCUGAAAGCAGUUCUGUAGUUCAAACACCCAAACCGUUCAGAAAAAUCCACUUGUGAUCAGUUAGAAGUACAGUCUGUUGACUCAGGUUCCCUCACUGCAUUGUCCUUGUGAUGUACCUUCCACAGAGCUGGCUGUGGGGAAUUGUGUCUGUGGCGUUCCAGUAUAAAUGCCUGUGUUUCUAUAGCUUGGCUUCAAGAUAUUUUUCUCCCCACAUUCAAAUCUUCUGAAGAUCUUCUUGGCAUUCAAGAGCAAUGUGCAUCCUUCAUGCCAAGCUUCUGCAAAAUGGCAGAGCAUUCCUCCUCUGACAUCUUCAAGAUCCACCUGCAACCAAAGUGCCACCUGGUAUGCCUCUGUGAUCUAGAAUGGCCGCUUCAUGUUUUUGGUAUCACGGUGAACUUGCUAGUCCUUCAGGCUCCCCAGGAGUACUCAUUUGCUGUUGCUGUGACCUGUCACCCAGCAGCUCCUUCAUGAUUUCUCAUCCGUCUCAUCAACGUCAAGCAGUGCCGCCUGGUGACCUCUUGCCUUGAGCCUGAGCAGCCAUCUUUCUAUGUGCAUCAGAGCCCAGGAGAAGCUUUGUCUUCUGACUGUUUCUGGAAAAUCCCUUCAAAACUUUUUUAAUGAAUGCCGUGUAAAUAUUGGAGAGUGGAUUAGUGGGGGCUGGGAGUUAAAUAUUUACUUUCUUCAGUUUAUUUACGGUGGACUACUGCUGCAGCAGUAAAAGGGAAAGGGGGAAAAGAAGCUUGUGAAUUACGAAAAGCAUUUACAAAAUCAUAGCCAUCAGUCAAUAUUUUUAGUAUGUGUUUUAUGCAUUAAAAUUAUUAUGCAUUUUUUAAAGCGUACUUACUGCUUGAGUACGUUCUGUUCUGCCAUAUGAAAAUUGCCUUUUGUGACGCAAGAAGUCAUUUGCCAGACCCAAAUCACUCUAAAAACUGCACAGGAUUGUAAACGGCCUGACAAAAGUGGGGGAAUGCAGGGCCUUCAGCCCCUUCCGUCUCUGGUCCCCAGUCAGCAGCUGCUGCAUCCUGCUCCUCCACGCUUGAUGGUGUCCACUGGGGCAUAUUGGCCUUGUUCAUUUGGCAUUUGGGAAAAAAGAGGGAGGCCAUUAAUUGAAAGAAAUGCCCAGUCCCAUUUUGCAACAAAGGGUCUUGUGUGUUUGGCUCUAGAGAACAUCACAAUUCUGAUGACAAUAUCAGAUUUGGGAUUUAUUGUAUUUUAUUUUUGAUGUGGGAUGUAUGUGCUUAAGAAUCCUAGACUUUCUGUACUUAAAGAUGCCUUAUAUGUAUGUUUUCCUGUUUUCUUUUAGAAAAACAUUUUCCGAUUCUCUCCCUUAGUUAUUACUGGAAUUCUGAGAGUUAUCUUUUGUCUGGAGCACCUUGUAAAAGCUUAAGCUAUUUCUGUGUUCACUUGCUGCAAUUUUGACCGAAAGAAUGUGUUGGUAGUGUAAUUACCAAAGAAUGUUAUUUAAAAUGGAAAAAAGAGAUUUCUGAUCAGUUUGACAAGUCACCCUCUUGCUCUGGGGGAAAUGGACCCUUCUCUGCACCCUGGUAAGCAUUUUCUGCCAUGCUGUUGGGAUGGAGGGCCUGUGAGAUUAUCUGAGAAAGAUGUUUGAAAAGCAUUGAAAUCUGAUUGUAUAAUUGUAUUUACUGACAUGCUGAUCUGAGCAGCCAGUUACAAUCUAGGACAGAGGGUCUCUCUUGUGGGUGGGUAGCACAUUGGUUACAUUAUUUGCACUGGGGGGAGCAAUGUCCUAAUUCUGCUCCCAUUUGGUAGCACUGAAAGUUCUCUGUGGACACAGCUCCUCAGAGGGUGGAAGGAAAAUGUUUUACUGGAGAGCACAGCCUCAAUUUGAGGUGUGUACAAGGGUUGGAAGGAUAAAGAGUGUGUGCUAUUUCAAUAGCAAGCUACGGAACAUCUGUUUCCCUUCACUCUGCAGCCUGCCCCUCUACCUGUGAGGAUACUGUGCCUUGCAAGUAAAACACAGGUGUCUUGAACAGGUGGAGGGAGAAGGGUCGUAUCUAUAGCCAGGAGAGGCCAUUGGCUUUGCCUCUCUUGCUGGAAAGGAGCCAGCAGUCCAGGGCCUUGGAGUUCACCAGAGGGGACGCAAGGGAGGACCUUCAAGAGUCAGGAAAGAGACAAGUGCACACCUUUCUGUAUUAUAUGGCUUUCAUUUUUAGCAGAGGUAUACCGUUUUUCCCUCACCCCUUGCAUUUAAUGUGUAGGAAGGGGAGGGGGCUCAAGGGAUUGGACUGCUGUCCUUGUUUGGAGAGCCCGGGGGAGGGGGGAUAUUCUUUUUCUUCAAGCCUAGGUGAAGCCAGAAAUAAUUCUAUAAAGAUUGUGGCACUUUUUAAAAAAUGUUAUAUUUGUUAAUCUGCUUGUGUAUUUUUUUAAAUUAAAACUUUGCAUAUGUAGAAUGUUAUUGUUAGAUGAGAUCAUCCGAAUGGCUGUACAUUAGAGUUGUGUGUGUGU